Molecule: messenger RNA, 1479 nt
Organism: Mycena indigotica
Lineage: Eukaryota; Fungi; Basidiomycota; Agaricomycetes; Agaricales; Mycenaceae
Product: Protoporphyrinogen oxidase
Exons: 3
Coding region: 1-1479 (492 amino acids)
Biological process (GO): heme biosynthetic process
Cellular component (GO): mitochondrial inner membrane
Molecular function (GO): protoporphyrinogen oxidase activity, oxygen as acceptor
Source: RefSeq, a predicted model, not a curated record
AUGCCGCCCUCCCACAUCGCUGUUCUUGGUGGCGGUCUAACGGGUCUCUCUUCUGCCUUCCAUCUCUCCAGACGAUUCCCUUCAUCUGUCGUCACUGUUGUCGAUAGAAACAAGAAGCUGGGCGGCUGGGCAGCUAACACUGAACGUGUUAAACUUCCAAGUGGUGGUUCGGUUGUCCUCGAAGGGGGGCCUCGGACUCUGCGACCUAAUUCGUAUGCGGUACUCGAGCUGAUCCACCUGCUUGGCCUUUCAGACGCGGUCAUAACCACACCAAAAUCUUCCCCGGCAGCGAAGAACCGUUAUCUUCAUGUACCCGGGACACCAGGGAUAUACCGCAUACCGGGCCCAAGCCUGUCCUAUCUCUGGUCUGAGCUCCGGUUUUUCAUUACGCCUGGGGUCAUUGCCGACCUUUUCCGCGGCUGGAACCGUCCUCCUGACAUCGUGGACGAAAGCUUCGAAAGCUUUUUAGAACGGAGGGGACAUCCAGACACCGCGCGAGUGCUGGGCAGUGCGCUGGUCCAUGGUAUAUAUGCAGCGGACGCGAGAAAACUGAGCGUGCGAGCAGCCUUCCCGAUGCUUUGGGAGUACGAAGAGCGAGGGAAUGGGCGUGUUCUCUGGGGUAUAUUGCGUAAGGAGAAGGAGGAAGAACGACUAAAGCUGGAGCAAACAUUGGCUCGCUACGAGCUGGGCGACAUGAGAAAGACAAUGGAGGGCGUAUCGGUAUACUCAUUCCGUGAUGGGAUGGGUACCCUCGUGGAAGCUCUCGUGAAGAGUCUCAAGACGCGACCUAAUGUACGCAUAUUGGACAAUACCGAAGUAACUGCAGUCGUCCCUGAAAGCGAGAGAUUUGAGAUAACCACAAACACAACAAACCCGCUCUACCCCUCGCAUGUCGUCUCGGCAUUGCCCCUCCCCGCCUUGAAGGUUUUACUUCCCGACCUUCCACAUCUCACGGCCAACCCAACUUCCUCCGUGACCGCCAUCAAUCUUGUCUUCCCGGUUCCACCAGGAAAACUCUUUCCUCGCGGCUUUGGCUACCUCGUGUGUCGCCCUGCACAUGACUACCUUGCCGACGACGCUGGCAUUCUUGGUGUCACCUUUGACAGCGAGUCGCUCGCCGCGCAAGACGACCUUCCCCCCAACGAGCAGCUCACCAAAGUGACGGUGAUGCUGGGCGGCCCGCACAACGCCUACCAGAAAAUCGACACCGCGCUGCCAGUCGUCUUGGCGCACUUGCGCUACCAUCUCAACCGGAGACAGCCGUUACCGCCGCCGAUUCUCGCCAAGGUCUGGGAUCACCGGAACUGCAUCCCGACGCCCACACCGGGACAUCUGCAGCGGAUGGAGGAGCUGAAAGCGGCUCUUGUGGCGGAGGAUGCGCCGUGGGGUGGUCGGUUAGAGGUGGUUGGUGCUGGUGUUAAAGGUGUUAGUUUGGGUGACUGUGUUGAGAGCGGAAGGCUUGUUGGCCGUGAAUGGUAA